AUGGUUGGGGUACCGGGCAGGUCCCAGGGAUGCAUUACAUGCAGACGUCGGAGGGUGAAGUGCGACUUGAGGGCACCGCACUGCAAGCGAUGCUACAAAGGUGGAAAGACUUGCGAAGGUUAUGAGCCUUACCGGUCUUUCGUGAACACUUUCUUCGACAGCUUCACAGACCACGAUGUCAGCGAGAUCGAUUGGGUCAAGCUUGAGGGCGGGCACCAGUACGAAUUCGUCUUCGAGAACGAUGUGAUGCAGCCUCAGAAUCCGUUUGCGAGCUAUGCCUGCUUUAAGAACAGCGUACAACUGGGUCUAUGGGACUGUCAUAUCUUGCAGCGAUUGUUCAGCAAGCAGCACUGCGAUAACAUACGACCAUGGGUCGACGCAGUAAUGCAGAGCAACAGGACAUCGGUCGGCCGAGACGCCAUCCUGGCGCUUGCACAAUCGCUCGCCGCAAGAGAAUAUGGAGCCGAAAAGGAAGCGGCAGCAGCCCAAUACAGUCGAGCGAUCAAUCUCCUGCAUAGCAACCUCACAAACGACGAGUGCAAAGAUGACCUUAAUAAUCUCGCCGCUAUUGUUAUCUUCUAUUACUACGAGAUGACUUCGGCUACACACAUGGAUGGUUGGUCGUUCCACGCGGCAGGAAUGGCUCAUCUGGUAGAGCUGAGAGGACCAGAAAGCUUUCAGAGUGGAGCCGCAAAAUCAUUAUUCAUCAUUUGUCGUUUCAAGAUUAUCUACCAAGCCCUCCUUCUACGGAAGCGAACGUUUCUCUCACAACCUAAAUGGAAAACCGUACCGUGGCAAGGGACUUCAUCCGAUCCAAAGAACCACAUACAGCGCCUGAAAGACACGUUCGCCGACAUCCCUGGCCUGCUCGAAGACGGUGACGCGCUUUGUUCGACUUGCUGCGAUUCACCCUCAAGUAAUAACUCCCUCGCCAUCAAAACACACAUCGACAAUCUAGUCAACGCUUUCCAUAGCUUACUAAUGUGGCGAAAUGCAUGGGAAAAGGACUUUCCUAGCGCAGUGAGCGAGAUCCCCGCUACAAAAGAAUCAAACUUGCAACAUUUCGCCAACGAGGAAGUCCCACAUAGGACAGUGUAUUGGUUCGAGAACAUACGACGGGCAAGGGAAACGGUCUUUUUCUACGGAACGUUGCUGCAUCUGCUUGACGAGAUGGUUGAAUGGCUGGGCCCGAACGCGGCGGGUCUCGCGCUAGGAUCAAUAUCCCAGCCAGAAGCGCCACCCACGAGAUCUCCUCUGAUGUCCUUCCACGACGGCAUGACAAGGACUCACGUCUGCUCGGAAAUCUACCGCUUCCUGGACUACCUUCUCGACGGCCCAGAUCCAGUCAGCGGCGCGGUGCAGUUGGUGUAUCCUCUGCGAGCCUGUGGUGUUGUGGGCACCUGGAGACUGGAUCGAGUCGACAUGAUCAAUUUCGUACCGAUGCCAAUCUGGGAUAAGGUGGUAAGACUGUCUGGCUUCGAGAUGCUGCACCCUAUGAGAGCGGACAGAGCGGCACCCGCAGUCCCAGCACCGGUCGAGCCUCCGGCAAGCGUGAGCGACGACGAGAUGUCUGUUUUGGAUCCGGCCUUGAGGGAUUCGCCCAUGCAGGACGAUCCGCUUUCUUCGUUGUUCACUUUGGGUACAGAUGAUGACAAGUUUGCGGCGAUAAUGCAAAGCUUUGCAGCUUGA
Molecule: messenger RNA, 1689 nt
Organism: Zasmidium cellare ATCC 36951
Lineage: Eukaryota; Fungi; Ascomycota; Dothideomycetes; Mycosphaerellales; Mycosphaerellaceae
Exons: 10
Coding region: 1-1689 (562 amino acids)
Biological process (GO): regulation of DNA-templated transcription
Molecular function (GO): zinc ion binding; DNA-binding transcription factor activity, RNA polymerase II-specific
Source: RefSeq, a predicted model, not a curated record